AUGCGGUGGAACACGAGAGAAACCCCCGGACACCAAAUUCUUGGCAUUCAACGCGCGGCGCAGCUCUCAUCGGAGAACGCAGAACACGACGCUUUUCGCUUCAACGAGGAACAAAAUACGCUCAUCGUGAGCACCCCGGCACUCGAAAACGCCGUCAAAUACGGAGGAGUGCACUCUAUAAGCCUCAAGGGACAAACCUACGAGGUUGUAGCGUACGCAAUACCGCCAGACGACACCAUAAAGGGCGUAAUUCACGGGAUACCGGACGAAGACUCCGAGCAAGACGUUCUAAACAACCUAGUCACGGCGAGGAACCCAAACGUGCUCCACGCCAGACGGAUGGGCCGUUCCAAGUCGGCGGUGGUACUUUUCAAGGGCCAGAAGGUGCCGUUCUGGAUCAUGUACGGCAACGUGGAGUACAAGUGCAACCUGUACAAGAAAAAGAUCGAAGUAUGCGGUACGUGCGGCGGAGUCGGACAUCGGUCCGACGUGUGUCCGCGACCGAAAGAGCAACGGUGCAAGAUUUGCAACACUCUAAACCCGACAGACGGCCACGCGUGCUCGCCGUCGUGCGGCAUCUGCGGCAAGGCUCACCCCACGGGUGACACACGAUGCAAGCAGCGUUUCAAGACGCCGUACAUCCUGCAACAGCGGCAGUGGGAGAAGAAGAAGAAACAAGAGGAGAGCAGGUUCAAGGAAGAGGACUUCCCGCCGUUACCCAAAGGACGGUCCAGCUCCCGACAGCGAGUCAGCUGGGCCGGGGUGACCGACCACAAGGCCUCGGAAAAGAAGAGCAAGGAGGCCAAGACGCAGAACGACAAGUUAGACGAGAUCCUUGUCAUGAUGCGACAACUCCAGGAAGAAAACAAGGCUCUACGCGUGAUGGUAGAGAAGACCGAGAAGGAGAACGCAUGGCUGAGGACACAGCUUCAGCAGAAAAGCAACGAGACGGAGAAGGAACCGGAGAAGGCUUCGCCACCCGCGAAGAGGAAGAUGGUCGUAAGACCGGGGCAAGAGACGGUCGCAUUGGAUAAGGCCGAGGCGCCGCUGCAACAGGAAGUUAACAAGCAGGUGGUCGAGCUGAUGUGCAACCCCGAGUGGCUGACGCAGCUGGCUAGGCACAUGGAACAACUACGUACGGCACAAGUCCAAUACGUGAAUAACAAAGACGAAAAGGAACGACCGGAUUUGAUUGCCUUACAAGAGGCGAAACAACUGGCCAAACUGUCGGGUUACAAGUCCUACGGCAUGGAUACCAAGGAAAAGACGCAAGUGGUCACGUUGGUCAAAAGGAACAUACCGGUCGUCGUUCAUGACACAGGCGUUUCAACAGUAGAACACGUGCUAAUCGAGAUAAUCUCGGGGAAGAAGAAAGACCAGCGCAGCCUCUUCGUGCUGAACAUCUACAGCAGCCCGGCGAAACGGCACAGAUUCGCUUCCCUCUUCCAAGCAACUCUGAACAUCGCCAGACGCCAGACACUGGUCGUGGUUGGGGACUUCAACGCCCAACAUCCGGACUGGGGAUACAAGAUCGAACGACCCAAGGGCCGAAAACUGUGGAUCGACUCUCACGAAUGCGGACUAUCCCUGAUCACCGAUCCGGAUCAUCCGACGAGGAGAGGAGCCGCCCGACAACAAGACACUACGCCAGACCUUACGUUUGUGCGCUAUGCAAAGGAUGCAGAGUGGACAAACACGUGGGAAGACCUGGGUAGCGACCACUAUGUGCUAAAGAUAACGAUCCGCGCGGGCCCUGGAAAGCCGCGGGGCAGAAAGUGCAAGAUCACGGAAUGGGAUAAGUUCCGAGAGCUGAUGGGCGAAUACGAGACGGAAGACGUCACAAACAUUGGCGAGUGGAUGGAAUGCCUGCUGGCGGCUGCCGAGCAGACGACCAAGGUGAUUCCGGAAGAAGCGGACGUGGCCGCUGCAGAUAGCCGACUCUUACACUUAUGGGAGGCUAAGGCUAGUCUGCAGAAGCGGCAGCGUACGCAACGUAACAAUCGGAACCUUCGAAGAAAGAUCGCUGAACUCAGCAGAACGAUCGAGACGUACGCUGACCAGGUUACGCGUCAACAGUGGCAGGAUACCUGCGAAGGGUUCGACGGUCAGCCCAAUGUACCCAAAACUUGGAACAUACUGCGGCACCUACUGGAUCCGGACGGUUGUAAGACGGCUCAGCGUAGCAAGAUGUGCGAGAUCAUUCGAAGUCACAAGGGUGACGAGGACGACCUAGUAGAGGAGAUCCGUAAGCGAUAUAUUGGUGACAACCCGCCGAGAACACCCACGACAUACGGCGGUGCAGACAACGAGGUGCUAGACGCGGACAUUUUUGAGUUUGAAGUUGCCGAGACACUGCGCAACUUGAAGACCAAGUCUGCUCCGGGACCGGACGGUGUUACCAACAAGAUGCUGCGGAACCUGAGCAACGAAGCCAUAACCGGCAUCACAAAGUACAUCAACGAGUGCUGGAGACAAGGCCAGCUACCACGGCAGUGGAAAACGGCCAAAGUGGUCCUGAUCCCAAAACCAGGCAAGAAGCCUCAGCUCGACGCUCUGCGCCCAAUCUCGCUCACGUCCUGCGUGGGCAAGAUAUUGGAGCACGUCGUUCUACGGAGAAUCAACGACUUCAUGGAGAGGAACCAAUUGUUCCCUCACACCAUGGUUGGAUUCCGGCCACACUUGUCUACCCAAGACGUGAUGCUGAGGCUCAAGCACCAAAUCAUAGAUGGCGAAAAAAGCUCUCAUCUCGACACUAGGGUGAUCCUGGGCCUCGACCUUACGAAGGCCUUUGACACUAUCAGGCAUGAUGCGGUCCUUGAGAACCUGGAGAAGCUGGGCGUAGGGCGACGCACGUUCAACUACAUUCAAGACUUCCUCAGCGAUCGGACGGCGCAAAUCUCCAUCGGUGGCGUCACGUCCGACGACAUCAAUCUAGGCGGGCGAGGCACACCUCAGGGCUCGGUCCUGUCGCCAUAUCUAUUUAACGUGGCGAUGAUUGAGUUGCCUGCGAAGCUCAGCAAGAUCGAGGGGCUGCACCACAGUAUAUACGCAGAUGACAUCACGCUCUGGAUGACCGGCGGCUCUGACGGGUUCAUCCAAGACACGCUACAAGAAGCGAUACGGACGAUUGAGGAGUACGUCACUCCGAGGGGCCUAACUUGCUCUCCACAAAAGUCGGAGCUCCUCCUCCUCAAACCUGUUCGGUCCCGCCAGCUGCCGUCGGACAUCGCGCUCUACUCGCAAGGACUGCGUAUCCCGUCGGUGAAGAGCAUUCGCAUCCUGGGUCUGCGGGUCCAGGCGGAUGGCAACAACUACGAGAUGAUCGAAUCGCUCAAGGCGUCAACUUACCAGAUCACCCGGCUUAUUUCACGCAUCUCAGGCCGUCACUUCGGGAUGAGGGAAGGAAAUCUUGUACGCCUCGUCCGCGCUUUCGUCGUGAGCCGGCUGGCAUACGUCCUUCCCUUCCUACGGCUCGGGAUGGCGGAGAAAGCCAAACUUGACUGCUUGAUUAGGAAGGCCUACAAGCGAGCACUUGGCAUCCCGGAUUCUACGUCAAACGAAAAGCUGGCGGCGCUGGGCCUACAUAACACCGUGGAAGAGAUCGUCGAGGCGCAACGGACGUCUCAGCUCGAACGGCUAACAAAGAGCGCGACCGGGCGUCACAUUCUCGAAAACCUGGGCAUCCGCUACGAAAGACAAACGGGCGAGAAAAUAGACGUGCCGAGACGGGUCCGGGAGAAGCUUACCAUCCCAAACCUGCCACGUCACAUGCACCCCGUGCACCAUGUGGAGCGACGAACGGCGAGAGCCAAGGCCCUUCGAAGACUACUAGAGAAGGAAGAGGGCGUCUACUACACGGACGCUGCGAGGUACGACAGGGAUGCCAUGGCCGCAGCCGUGGUUGACAAGCAAGGGAAGAUCGUUGCGAGCUGCAGUGUCCGGACGACAGAACCGGAGGUAGCCGAGGAAGUGGCCAUCGCUCUGGCACUCAAGCUGCAAGACGCUAAAAUCAUUGUCAGCGAUUCGCAGAUGGCGAUUCGCCAAUACGCCAAGGGACGGAUCUCGCCGGUUACGCUUCGAGUACUAGGUGAUCCUGAAAAGACUGCGAAGGUGAAGCUGAUCUGGACUCCAGCACACUCGUCGCUCCCCGGCAACGAGGAGGCUCACGACGCGGCCCGAGGUCUCACUCGCCGGGCCGGAGCAACGUCGGACCCCUCCAUCGAAUCGUCGUCGGGGGGCGACAGACUGGUUACGUUCCGAGACAUCCUCGAUCAUUACGCCGGCGAAAGGAUGCGCUACCCUCCGGCGCAUCCCUCGCUGGACAAAAGACAAGCGGUAGCUUGGCGGCGACUACAGACAGGCACCUACCAUAGUCCUGCCCAGCUCAGCGGAUGGUAUCCGGAUCGCUACAAGGGAAACUGCCAGCUAUGUGGUGCAAGAGCGACUCUUCGCCACAUUAUUUGGGAAUGCAGCCGGCUCGACCGCAAAGCCCAGCCACUACUAAAAAAGAUCACCAACCAAGAGAGCUGGGAAGCUAUUCUUCUCUGCACCGACCUUGAGGUGCAGGAACAAGUCGUCCGACUGGCCGAGGACGCCGCUGGAGUCCAAGGGAUUCUGGCCGUCGCCUAAGGGGUGAUUGGGAGGGGACUCCUAGAUGG
This is a messenger RNA of Ixodes scapularis (black-legged tick), 4658 nucleotides long. RefSeq lists its product as uncharacterized. The transcript is spliced from 4 exons. Gene Ontology annotation, molecular function: DNA binding; endonuclease activity. The record is from RefSeq and is a predicted model, not a curated record. Lineage: Eukaryota; Metazoa; Arthropoda; Arachnida; Ixodida; Ixodidae. The coding region runs from base 1 to 4629 and encodes 1542 amino acids. Gene Ontology annotation, biological process: DNA repair.